AUGUCACCUCCCCGGACGGCCCUCAUUAUGGGUGUCUCCAAUCAUAGAUCCAUAGCUUGGGGAAUCACCAAGUCAUUUCUGGAAAAGGGAUGGCAAGUUGUGUUGACGUAUCAAACGGAUGCCAUUCAAUCCAAGGUGGAAACCAGUUUGAUACCAAAAGUUGGUGGUGGCCGCGACGGCAACAAUGUAUUGGGUGGUUUUGCAUGUGACGUCUCGUCCCAGCAGACCAUGGAAACCACCUUGACACUCCAAUUAGCGGACCUGUUGAAAGAUCGACCCUUGGAUGCCAUUGUGCAUUCGCUCGCGCAUGCCCCCAACCUCAAGUUGCCAUUGUUGGAAACCAGCAUGGAAGAUUUUACAAAGGCACACGAAAUUUCUGCUUAUUCCUUAAUAGGAGUGGCCCGAGCGACUCAACCAUUUUUAUCUACGGCAAACAGCAGCAUUACCGCACUUUCCUAUUUGGGUGCGGUCCGGGCCAUUCCCGGUUAUCAUUCCAUGGGCCCGGCCAAGGCGAGUUUGGAGGCGGUCGUGCGUGGAUUGGCACUGGAAAUGGCUGUGACUCAAACAAGAGUCAAUGCAGUGAGCGCCGGACCCAUUGCUACACUUUCGGCCAAGGGUGGGAUUGCCAAUUUCAACACCAUGCUGGAGGAUGUGAAUCAACGAGCGCCAUUGGGGAAUGUCACGCAAGAACAAGUAGCUUCUACUGUGGAAUUUCUAGCAAGUGAAGGCGGGACAGGGAUUACAGGACAGACCAUUUAUGUGGAUGGAGGAUACUCAAUUGUGGGAGGUCCGGCAUCACCAUCACUGCCAUGA
This is a messenger RNA of Cylindrotheca closterium, 813 nucleotides long. NCBI's taxonomy places the organism in Eukaryota, Bacillariophyta, Bacillariophyceae, Bacillariales, Bacillariaceae. The record is from the annotation of a GenBank genome assembly.